AAUGAUCAAUUAAAUCUUAGAUCCCAUUUUCUUCCUUCUUCGUCUUCGUCAAUCUUCCCUUAAUAAAUCCAACCCAAUAAUUCCCUCUGGAUUUUCAGAAUCAAUUCUCCUCUCCAAAACCCUAACAAUGGCUGACCCAGUUGCGGAAGUUUGGCCUUCUGAUCAAAACCCUAAUUCCACUACUUACGCUUCCGAAUUUGAUUCCCUCCAAAUUCCGCCUCUCGACUCUCUUUUUUUCUCCGAUGCCAAUUCUGCCGCCCCUGCUGACCCCUUUGUUUAUUCCACGCCUUCCAAUUUGGGAUUCGAGGAAAAUGACGAUUUUGAGCUCACUUUUGAUGAUCUUGACGACCUUUACCUCCCAUCUGAGGCUGACGAUUUCCUCAUCUUGGAGAAUUUGGAUCAAACUACCAAUUCGCAGGAUUCGGCUACUCAUGUUCCGCCCCAGCCUGCCCGGGAUGCUUCUGCUGACGGCGCUGGUGUUCGCGUUUGCAGUUCUGAAGCGUCCCCGGGAUCGGGGAGCUCUGCGGUUUCUUGUGAGCAGUCUCCCAUUGACUGUAAGUUUAUUAACUCUCAAUCUUCGAAAAUACCAACUGCGGAUAGCGGUUGCUUUUCGACUGAUUCCGGGGGUUGGGACUCAAAGGAUCCGAGGAUUGUGAAUUGUCCCUCUCCGGAGCAUAGUGGUGGUAGUGAACAGGAGUUCUCAGGCGAGCCGGCGUCGUCUCAAGGCUCGGGUUCUGGAAAUUGCGGUUCCGGCGUCUCUGAAGGGAUAACUUGCCCAUCUUCCAAUGGGGAGUAUUACGAUGUCAUUGUCGAUCAGAAGAUUAAAUCAGAGGAAAUAGGGAAAAUUUGCAUGCCGAAGAGGAAGAAAGACCUGGAUGAAGGAAACCCGGAUUUGAGAUCUGCCAAGUAUCGAAGGUCAUCUGAACCUGUAGAAAGUUCCAAUCCCCAAUUGAGUUCCUGUGCUCUAAAUGAGGAUGAAGAGAAGAGGAAGGCGAGGUUGAUGAGGAAUAGAGAGAGUGCGCAGCUUUCCAGGCAGAGGAAGAAGCAUUAUGUGGAGGAGUUGGAGGAUAAAUUGAGAGCUAUGCAUUCAACCAUUGCUGAAUUGAAUAGUAAGAUAUCAUAUGUGAUGGCUGAGAAUGCAGGGCUGAGACAGCAGCUGAGUGGUAGUGGUAUGUGUCAGCCUCCUCCUCCUGGUAUGUAUCCUCAUCCCUCAAUGGCCCCAAUGUCUUAUCCGUGGAUGCCAUGUCCUCCGUAUGUUGUUAAACCGCAAGGGUCUCAGGUCCCUCUGGUUCCAAUUCCGAGAUUAAAGCCCCAACAGCCGGCCCCUGCAGCAAAGGGGAAAAGGAAUGUGAGUAAGAAGGCUGAGGGAAGAACUAAGAAGGUUGCGAGUGUUAGUUUUCUGGGUCUGUUGUUCUUUAUUAUGCUUUUUGGUGGUCUAGUUCCUAUAGUGAAUCUCAGAUUUAGAAAUGUUGGAGUUCCUGGCACGUUAGCAUUUGUUGGUGAUAGGUUAUACAAUCAAAACCGUGGAAGGGUUUUGAGAGUCGAUAAGUAUUCGAAUUUAUCUAAUGGUGUGAAUGUAGGAACUCCUCGCGGGAAAUCUGAUACUUUGAACCUCUUACAAUGUGAGGAAAUUCAUAGGAAAGGGCGAGACUUGAAAUUCGAUCAACAACGAAAAGGAUCGCAGCAUAUGCAUGAUUCAGAUGAGUCUAGUAAGCUUGGAAAUGCUAGUGAACCUCUUGUUGCUUCUUUAUACGUCCCAAGGAAUGACAAGUUAGUGAAGAUUGAUGGAAACUUAAUAAUCCAUUCUUUCCUGGCAAGCGAGAAAGCUAUGGCCUCCAGCAGGGCUUCUGAUAAGGACAAGAGUAGGGAGACUGGACUUGCGAUUCCUAGAGAUCUUAGUCCAGCCAUCACCAUCCCCAACAUCAGGGAAAGUGGUGGUAAACAUCCUCAUCCGUAUAGAAAUCCUGCCGAACAGCCAAAGGCACUUACUUCAGGUUCAGCCAACAAUUUAAAGGACCAUAUCAAGGCGACCGCAGCUGAUGGUAAACUCCAACAGUGGUUCCGAGAAGGUCUUGCAGGACCGAUGUUGAGUUCUGGCUUGUGCACCGAAGUGUUCCAGUUCGACGUUUCCUCAACAUCUCCAGGAGCAAUAAUUCCAGCAUCGUCAAUUGCCAAUACUUCUGGAACGCAUCGUAAGAAUGCUACUCAACUGAAUAAGGGAAGGAAUAGGAGAAUCCUGGGUGGUCUUCCAGUUCCCCUAGGUGGAUCAAGUUUCAACAUCACAGAAGAACCUGUUGGAAACCCACGCAAAGACAGCUUUCCAGGUAACAACAAAACAGCUUCGUCUAUCGUAGUUUCUGUGCUCAUUGAUCCAAGGGAAGCUGGGGACAGUGAAGUUGACGGUGUGAUAACGCCGAAGUCGAUUUCGAGAAUAUUUGUCGUUGUGUUGCUGGAUAGUGUCAAGUAUGUCACGUAUUCAUGUGUCCUCCCACGCUCGGGUCCUCACCUUGUGUCUACUUAAAACUUGGAAACCAUUUGGGGGCCGUAGGAAGUUCUGCCAAUUGAUCUGUAUACCACACAUUUUUGUACAUAAACAGUGCAAUUUGGCGGGCUUAAGUAACAACUUUGCGAUCAUGACUUCGAAUUUCCCUUGUAAUGCUUAACUCUUAGAAUUAGUUUAGUUAGAGUGAAGUACGUAGGUUUUGUUUCAAUCCUCAGUCAUGAAACAGAAGUGGUAGAAACUCGAAUAUUUGAAUGAAUACUAUUUAACUAUCUACAUACAUUAUA
Messenger RNA from Cucurbita pepo subsp. pepo (vegetable marrow), 2787 nucleotides. It is a transcript of the gene BZIP17, whose product is annotated as Basic-leucine zipper (bZIP) transcription factor family protein. Gene Ontology annotation, biological process: regulation of DNA-templated transcription. Gene Ontology annotation, cellular component: nucleus; endoplasmic reticulum membrane. Lineage: Eukaryota; Viridiplantae; Streptophyta; Magnoliopsida; Cucurbitales; Cucurbitaceae. Gene Ontology annotation, molecular function: DNA-binding transcription factor activity. The record is from RefSeq and is a predicted model, not a curated record.